AACGCACUUCUUCUCCAGUCUAACCAAUCAACGGCGUUUGAUCAGUCAUAAAUUUAACUCCAAAGAUCUUCUUCUUCUUUGCUGGGUUUUGUAUUUUGGAUGGUGUAGAAAAUCUUAGAUUCUGGAGAAAGAAAAAAAAAUGCCGGUAUCUACUCGAUCUAAGGUGAUGAAACAGGAGCGAAAUGAGCAAGAAAACACAAAUCUGAAUCUUCCGUUGAGAAAUCCACAUCAAGGGUUGAAAGAAAAGAUGAGAGCUUUAACUCUCUUGUACGAGCAGCAAAAGAGAGCUUCUUUCUCUCUCAGGAACCCUAAUCAGUCUCCUAAACCCGAAGACCAGAGAUUCAAGACUCAGCUGCUUGAUUCUUGCAAUAGAGGAGACAGAUUUCAUCGCCAAGACGGUAAAGAUUCUAACUUUGUUGAAGAAGAAACCAAAGAGAACAAUGUAUUCGAAGCAAAUCGGAUUUUUGGGGUUAAUUCGGUUCCGGUUAAGCCUAGUGGUGUGAUUAGAAAGCUCUCAAUGGGUAAUGGAGCUAGAAACGUUACAGAAGCUGAAAAAUUGGAGAGUCUUGAUGCAUCUGUGAGUCGGAUUUUGGUGUUUGUUAGGCUUAGACCAAUGGGGAAAAAGGAAAGAGAGAAUGGGUCAAGAUGUUGUGUCAAGGUUUUGAAUAAAAGAGAUGUUUAUCUAACGGAGUUUACGAAUGAGAACGAUUACCUUAGGCUUAAGAGGCUCCGUGUUCGUCAUUUCACUUUUGAUUCUUCUUUUCCUGAAACUACCACACAACAAGAGGUUUAUUCCACCACAACAGGAGAUCUUGUUGAAGCAGUUCUUGAAGGAAGAAAUGGUUCAGUUUUCUGCUACGGUGCUACGGGAGCAGGCAAGACUUAUACGAUGUUAGGGACAAUGGAGAAUCCUGGUGUAAUGGUUUUAGCAAUCAAAGAUUUGUUUGCUAAAGUUAGACAGAGAAGCUUAGAUGGGAACCAUGUUGUUCAUCUUUCUUAUCUUGAGGUUUAUAAUGAAACUGUUCGAGAUUUGCUUUCACCUGGUAGACCUCUCAUUCUCCGCGAAGAUAAGCAGGGAAUUGUGGCUGCUGGUCUCACUCAAUAUAGAGCUUACUCAACAGAUGAGGUUAUGGCUUUGCUCCAAAGGGGAAAUCAAAACAGAACUACCGAGCCAACUCGUUGCAAUGAAACAUCUUCUCGCUCACACGCUAUCCUUCAGGUAAUAGUGGAGUAUAAGACUAGAGAUGCUUCCAUGAAUAUCAUCAGCCGGGUAGGAAAGCUAUCUCUCAUUGAUCUUGCCGGUUCUGAAAGAGCGCUAGCAACUGAUCAAAGGACACUCAGAUCACUGGAAGGAGCAAAUAUAAACAGAUCACUUCUCGCAUUAAGUAGUUGCAUUAACGCGCUUGUGGAAGGCAAGAAACAUAUUCCUUACAGAAACUCAAAGCUCACACAACUACUAAAAGACUCACUAGGCGGCUCGUGCAACACGGUGAUGAUUGCUAAUAUAAGUCCAAGCAGUCAAUCUUUUGGUGAAACACAAAACACUCUCCAUUGGGCUGAUCGAGCCAAGGAGAUUCGUGUGAAGGGAUGUGAAGUAAAUGAAGAGGUGGUUCAAGUGGGUGAAGAAGAAGGUGCUGAUCAGGCCAAGCUCUUGUUAGAGCUUCAAAAAGAGAACUGUGAAUUGCGUGUCCAGCUCGCGAAGCAGCAGCAAAAGCUUUUGACUCUUCAAGCAGAGAACAUAGCCGCUGCUAAUAACAACAACAACAUUUCUCUGACACCUCCAUCAAUCUCAUCUCUAAUGACUCCACCAUCUGCGUUAACAGCUCAGCAGAAGAAGAAACCAAGGCAUUCGUUGUUAUCAGGGACAUGUUUCACACCAGAAUCAUCCAAAAGGACAAAAGCAGAAGAAGCUGUGAAGGAACUUCAGCUGACUGUUAAGGCAUUAAAGAUGGAGAUGGAGAGAAUGAAGAGGGAACAUGGGUUGCAGAUGAAGAAGCAAAAAGAAGAAUUAAUGAAAGAUCUUUGUAGUAGAAAGAGCGAGAAAACUCCAGAAAGAGGCAAAGAAACAAGAAGGAUUGUCACAAGAGGGAGCUUGAGACCAAAGGAGAAGGAGAAGGAGCUGAAAAGCCCGAGUCACCGGUUUGCAUCUCCAGCUGCAGCAGCUAAAAAGAGAAGCUUUUGGGACAUAACCGUAGCUAAUACUAGUCCUGCGUUGGAUAGAAGGAAAACGAGAAGCCACGGUCUUGUUCAUCAAGAAGCUCCUUCAAAACUGCUUCAGCCCGGGUUUGCUCGUCCACACAUGAAGCAUUAACAAGAUUAUGUGUUGUUUCUUUACUACAUUUUUUUUUUGUUUGUUUCCCCCCAUUGUUUGCUAACAUCUGUACUCUGUAGGAAUGACAAUAACACAAUUAUUUUCUA
This is a messenger RNA of Arabidopsis arenosa, 2418 nucleotides long. The record is from the annotation of a GenBank genome assembly. Lineage: Eukaryota; Viridiplantae; Streptophyta; Magnoliopsida; Brassicales; Brassicaceae.